Molecule: messenger RNA, 990 nt
Organism: Auanema sp. JU1783
Lineage: Eukaryota; Metazoa; Nematoda; Chromadorea; Rhabditida; Rhabditidae
Source: the annotation of a GenBank genome assembly
AUGGGGCGUUCAGAUCACCCAGUGAUAUACCAUCCAAAUGGAGUUGUAUCUCAUCAAGCCCCUCCGCGACCACAAGUGGUAAUGCCCAGGCCAUUACAUGCUGGCGUCAGCUAUAUGCAGCAUGCUCCUAGUUUAAACUUGGCCGUUCCUAUAAGAGAGCCAACGCCCGAGCCACAAAUUGUUUCAAAAAGUGAAGCAGAAGAUGUGGCUGAGCCUACCACCGCCAAUGACGAUGACGAUGGCCUGGAAGAUGGCGAAAUUGACAUACAGAUAAGGAACGUGGUUUGUAAUUACACACUUCCUCUACAUAUUGAUCUUCGGAAGCUCGCACUUUGUACAAACAACGUCACUUUCGACCGUGGCCGUGGAGUACUUUUGAAACAAAAACGUAACCCCAAUUGCUAUGUCAAAAUAUACAGUUCUGGAAAAGUGUAUAUUGUGGGUUGUAAGAGUGAAGCUGAUUGUAUGACUGCUUCACGAUCAGUUGCUCGUAGAGUUCAAAAAGCAAUGCAGAAGCUACAUGAAUCAGUAAAAAUACGAAACUUCAAGGUGUGUAACGUGUUGGCCACAUGUCGCAUGCCUUUCGGAAUCAAAAUUGAAGAGUUAGCUCAAAAAUAUCCUGCUCAAUCCCAAUAUGAACCUGAGUUGUCUGUGGGUCUAGUCUGGAGGUCAGAACAGCCCAAAGCAACCUUAAGGAUACACACAACAGGCAGUAUAACAGUCACUGGAGCAUCAUCCGAAGCUGAUGUUAUGCAGGCGAUUGAGAAUAUUUAUCCGAUAGUCCGGCAGUUCCGUUGUGCGAUGCGUCACAGAGAGAACCAACCAGCGAAAACUGUUAGAAAGCGGAUAGCUCCGUCCGUUCCGAGACAACCACCUGUCAAACGUUUUAAUAAUUCCCCUCCCCAACGUACUUCUGGAUUGAUAGGUAAUAGGGUAUACUUUAGUGAUGAAGAUGACGAUUACGAUGAUGAUAUGGAAGACGUUGUUUAA